Penicillium mononematosum is the source of this 459-nucleotide messenger RNA. RefSeq lists its product as uncharacterized. The transcript has a single exon. Lineage: Eukaryota; Fungi; Ascomycota; Eurotiomycetes; Eurotiales; Aspergillaceae. The coding region runs from base 1 to 459 and encodes 152 amino acids. The record is from RefSeq and is a predicted model, not a curated record.
AUGAACACUGUCGAACAAGGAUACACCCAUCUGUCCCGUGAGCUCCUGCAGUCAUUUUUGCCAGUCACCAGUCUAGUUGGCUUUUCGCUUCUCAGCCUCAUUCUCAUCCACCGCUAUAUCAAACAUCGUCGUCUGAGGGCACACAUCAUCCCUGCAUCUGAAUUCAAACAAAAUCAGCAAGACUUCUGGCUCCAGUCUACCAUGGAAAAGGGAGAUCUCAUCCCAUCGGCCUCGUGCCCUCUAUCUGCUUGUGAUAUCCUGCAACCUUUAUCCCAUACAAGCCUCCUCCCGAGCAGUGGAGUUCUCGCUGCACAAGUCAGAGAGCAGCAAAGUGCAUCUUCCAAUGCUGCUUUACCAGAUGCCGAGGUCCAGAAAUGCAAUGAAUCGGUCCAGCAAAUGUGUGAUGAGGAUGCCGAGGGAGUGCGGACUUGGAAGCGUGUUGUUGUUGAGUAUAGAUAG